AUGGCACUUAAGCCGAGCCUAGAAAGUCUUUUGUCAAGUUUGUCCCUUGUGGACCUUGUGCGACUCGUCCCUGUGCUAAGUCUGUGCAUCUGUAUACUGGUCUUCAUGUUGAAGAAAUGGCAGACAUCGUACAGACUCACACAGAGCCUGGGUUCUGCAGAGGGCGAAGUUUCGUCAUCGAAAAUGCAUGGUCGAGAGAAGACCAAAAGAAAAUGGGGAGAAUGGAAACCAUCGAGUUUCAAACGACCUGCAGCAUGCCCGUAUUCAGACUGGGACGUUCACUCCUCCAAUCCCAUUCCUUACAGGCCUUUCCGAUAUGGGCCAACCUAUUCCGUCACUAUGGGGUUGCGUAGCAUGGAAUGGGAUGAAUGGAUCGGUAAGAAGUCCUAUGCCCGACUUUUUCGCCAUCUUGAACGGGACACUUUUGUGCUAAUGUUCUUUGAGUUCAUCCUAAAUGAAGAGCUGGACAAUCAGUAUCUCAAGUAUCACUCGGGUAGGAAUAGGCGCAUAGCGGAGAGAGGCGAGAAAUGCUUUGGUACCGCUCCAGAAGCAAUGGAUGGAGCCAUCGAACUACUCGAAGAACUAUGCGAAUAUCUUCCAGAAAGAUACCCUACCAUGUUCCAAAAGACGCCUACCGGGAUCAGCAAUGCCCUCACGGGAGAAACCUUCGAUAUCACGCAACGCCCCCUUCCCGAAGACCCCAUGGCCACCGCAGCCCGUUUGAUCCAAGAUGACCUCGCGAUUAUGGUCGAGCGCGCAGAUGGCGAAUACUAUCUCUUAGCAGGCGCGAUUCUUCUCGCGGGCUUCUGGCGCUUCAGAGAUAAAUUCGGUAUGCCGCUGUCCGAGAUCCACACUUCCGGCAAUGUGCCACAGUAUCAAGAAAAAUUACAACGAGGCAUGAGGAACUUCUUCCGUCGACUCAAGCCCGAAGAGCCCAUGUUGCGGAACAAUUACUUUAUCCAGGUGGAUGACAACCUAGCUUGGUCUCACAGUAUUGGAUCCGAGGAUUCGGAGACGGUAUCGUGGAACACAGCUGCUAAGAACAAAGCUGUCGAGCAUCACUUUUUUCGUUCAGAGAGGCAGUCACUACGACGGUUACCGAGAUCGGGAGUCGUUGUUUUUACGAUUCGGACUUAUUUUGAGCCGGUCACGGAGAUUGUGAAAGAGCCUUAUGUGCCCGGUCGUUUGGCUUCUGCUAUUCGCAGUUGGGGCGAUGAUGUUUCUAGGUACAAAGGAAGGGAGAAGUACGCGGAGGUGCUACUGGAGUAUUUGGAUCAGAAGCACGAGGAACAGGUUCAAGCAGGUCUUGAUAUCGAGGAAGAAGAUUUGAUUCGGAAAUACCCUCUUUAG
This is a messenger RNA of Penicillium diatomitis, 1350 nucleotides long. RefSeq names its product heme-dependent oxidative N-demethylase family protein. The transcript has 4 exons. The record is from RefSeq and is a predicted model, not a curated record. Bases 1 to 1350 code for a protein of 449 amino acids. Lineage: Eukaryota; Fungi; Ascomycota; Eurotiomycetes; Eurotiales; Aspergillaceae.